UCGGAGUACUUAAGGGGAUAACUUUACUCCCGGUUGUCCAAAACUUCUCUUCUCGAAUCUUCAGCGACAAGACUAUUUUGCUGUAUCGUGUGGUGUUGUGCAGAUCAAGAGUGGUAACCUAACCAAGGGAUCAAAGGUCAGGUCAAGAUGAGUCAAACGGAUCCCAAGGCGGUGAUCAAGAACACCGACAUGGACGAGGACAUGCAGGACUACUCCAUCAGCCAGGCCAACAAAGCCUUAGAAAAAUUCUCCGUUGAAAAAGACAUCGCUGCGUACCUGAAGAAGGAAUUCGACAAAACCUACUCGCCAUCGUGGCACUGCAUUGUGGGGAAAAACUUUGGCAGCUACGUCACCCACGAGACCAAAAGUUUCAUCUAUUUCUAUUUGGGACAACUUGCAGUCUUGCUGUAUAAAUCAGGAUAGACGACAGAGGGCAGUCUUCCCGAGAGCUGAUAGACUAAUAGCAGGCUUAAAGGCCGAUGUUGUUUUUGUAACUCAUCAGAUGGUGUUAAAACUGUAUUUCACCAAGUCAACGAUCUUUUAAUGUGAACGGUACAAAAAUGGACAGGUUAAUAUAAACUUUAGCAAGCCUAAAGUAUCUCAAUAUUUAAGUGAAAGAAAUUGAGGCUUUUUCUACAUACCCCAAUCGACAAUCUACGAUUUGCUAUAGGGACCAGACCAGCAAAUGUACAUUCAUUCUAUCUCUGUGUAUUGUCUGUCAAUGCAAAAUCUAGCCAAGGUACGGGACACGGGGGGUGAGGCAUUCCACCCCCACC
This is a messenger RNA of Asterias rubens (European starfish), 776 nucleotides long. Its product is annotated as dynein light chain LC6, flagellar outer arm-like. Gene Ontology annotation, cellular component: dynein complex. Gene Ontology annotation, molecular function: dynein intermediate chain binding; dynein light intermediate chain binding. The coding region runs from base 148 to 423 and encodes 91 amino acids. The record is from RefSeq and is a predicted model, not a curated record. NCBI's taxonomy places the organism in Eukaryota, Metazoa, Echinodermata, Asteroidea, Forcipulatida, Asteriidae. The transcript has 2 exons. Gene Ontology annotation, biological process: microtubule-based process.